Molecule: messenger RNA, 462 nt
Organism: Rotaria sp. Silwood2
Lineage: Eukaryota; Metazoa; Rotifera; Eurotatoria; Philodinida; Philodinidae
Source: the annotation of a GenBank genome assembly
AUGAUUGAAUUUUGUCAACAUUAUUAUCGUGGAAAUGAGAAAGAAUUAAAAUUUAUUCGUGAAUUUGAACAUGAUUAUAAAUCGAAUAUGACUAUUAAUGACAUUGAGCAAUUACGUAUAUUUCGAUUUUUUAUUGCUGAUUUAUCAAUGAAUCUUGCGACUGAAUAUGAAAAAUUGAAAAACAAAGGUGAACAAAUUCUUAUGCUUUAUCGUGGACUAAAAAUGGUAGAAGAAGAACAUAAAACUUUAAAACAAAAUGAAGGUAGUUUAAUAUCAACCAAUGGUUUCCUAUCAACAAGUCGUUCAAAAAAUGUUGCACUUAAAUUUGCUAAAAAAUCGCCCAAACGUUCAGAUAUUGUUCCAGUUCUAUAUGAAAUUGAAUGUUUAAAUGCUAUACAGAUGCAUUAUGAAUUAACUGCUGCUUAUGGACAAGGUGUUGUUUCAUAUAGUNUUCCAUCUUGA